AUGCUCUUUUAUCGCUUCUGCGUUUCGAUUAGAGGUCUGGGUACUAGAUUGUUGUGCUCGUCCAACAUGGCGGAUCUAAAAGGCAGUGCACUGGUUAUUUUGGCCGAAGGAGCUGAAGAAAUGGAAGCAGUGAUCACCACAGACGUGCUUCGGCGUGGGAAGGUAUCUUGGCGUAUGUACCAGUUAAAGUUGUUUUGUCUUGAUAUUUUUGACCAACCAGUUGGAUUUUACUAAAACAAUUAUUCCUCUCGCCCUCAUGGCCUCUGAUUCAAUAGCCCAUUGGGCCUCAUGGGCUGACUCAGAGCCCAUUCGGGCUCGAGGAAUAAUUGUUAAAUAUUCAAGGAUAGUUUGUGUCAAAAUCCGAACGAGCGAGGUACGAGCGAGUGAGGGCUUUUGACACAAACAACGAGUGAAUAUAAUCCUGUACAAAGCGCUCUCUAUGACGUGAGCUGUUUGUUACACAUGUCAGAAGAAUUUUCACUGAAAUAGUUUGCUUAAUGUAACACAUAAGCUUAUUACUAAGAGCAAAUCACAGAUACUGAGAACCAAGUGCAAAUUUAAUAGUAAUGGUAAAUCUCGCGGCACAUCCUUAGUCCUCAUCGUGCUGAACAGAAAAUGCACUUACAAAAGUUUAAUCUAGUAAGUACGUUACAAGAGACAGACCUCAGCGAUGUGGGUUCAUAUUAUUGUUCUCUGUCUUUCUGUCGACCUCCAAGUAGAAAAUUGGUGAUUAACACGACGAGAUCUCUUGCCUCAAUAUUUUCCAAUUCUCUCUGCUCGUUCCUUGAAACUAAAAACAUUUUCAAUAACGAAACAUCUCUCUGUGGUUUGCUUAAUAUGUUCUUGUUUCUUUGAUGCUGCACAAACUCUUCUAACAAGCAACCAGCCGACACAACCUGUUAUUUUUUCCUUCUUUCUUUCUGAAAAAAAUUGGAGGUGCUGCUAAAAAGCUGCCAAAUCUGGAAAGCCAUUUGAAUGCAAGUUUGAUGAACGGCUCUGAUUGGCUAAAGGCAGGAGCCCAUCAAAUGGAGCCUCCAUCUCCCAUACAAGCCCUUGGAGUCAACCCUUUCCCGAGUAGAUUUAUAAUUAGAACGGUUCCCAGGGGAGACCUCGCGCGCCAAUGGUGGGAAGAGCCAAUCACAAUGAUGAAAUGACACUGCUAUUGUACUUCAUCAAACAGCAGGAAAUUCGUUGUUGACAGGCCAAACACAAUCAUAAGCUAGUCAAACGUGACUUUAGCGUUUUCAUCCCUCAGAGAUGUUCUUUUUUUUUUCUUUCUAGCAGGUAGAUUAUACCGUGGAGAGUUUUAAACUCUGACUAUGUUAAUCUUAAUUUUGGUUGCUUGUCUCACAUUAAGAGACCAUGAAGCUGGUCUGUUACAUGCAUGAUGAUUAACUACUACCUGCAGUCUGUAGUUGUGACAGGAUUCGUUUUCUUUAGCUAAUUUUUUUGAGCGUUAAGGUUCUUAUUUCGGCUAAAAGACUCAAUAUUAAUCAAAUUUCUAGUUUUUCAAGGUUUUUUUUUCCCGAAAUGUGUUUAUCUGAAUAAAUACUUGUAGUACUUGUGGUUGUUUUGUCCAUCAGCUAGUGUGAUGAUUCCCUGCUAUGUUUUGUAACACCCGCGUCCAGUCAUUGUCUUCUCGCAAAAAAGUGAUUUACAGAUGCUAUUCGAAGGAAGGAAUUGAGCCUAAACUUCUACAUUAACUGCUGAGAAUUGUCCUGUCAGUCAGUCAUAAUUCUUUUGGCGCAGAUACAAUCCAUUUUGUUUUUCUUGAGAUAAGAGGGUCUUUGAACUGGAGCGCGAUGUCACAAAUUCCUCCGUUAGCAAAUUACUUUUGAGUUAGCUUCACGGUCGAGCAACUGUUGUCUUCUGUUCAACUUUUCAAGUGCCAGUUUUAUCAGGCAACUCUCAUGGUGAUACAAGUCAGUUGUAAAGGAAGACUGCAAUUUCUCAAAUGUCGGAACUGAAGUAUUCCUCGUUAGUUGCUACUUAGGUCAUCGCUUUUGCACGCGGUGCUUAACUCGCGAAAUCCACUCCAUGGUGAUGACAAAAAUCAAAUGAUCCUAGCACUUUUUCGGCGCUGAUCAUCGAAAAGUUCCAAAUCGUCCACAGAACGCUUAAUCGUCGACUCUUUUCAAGGUACAUGCUUAAAUGUGGGAUGUAUGACGGCAAAAAAAAACACACUCGCAAAGAUAACCUUUCCGUGAUCCUCAGUUCACUGCCUUUGUCCCAUUGCUUCAUGCUCAGUCUCAGUCGGGUAAUUCAUUAACUUUUAUUUCAUGAUACCCAGAUCCCAGCGGCUGUAAAAUUGUAAAAAUGGACGUAAAGGAAAAAAGGAAAACGUUCGAAGGACGGGCUUCUGAGUUCGACUGCAUCCAAUUUUAUUUUCUCACGGUGACACACGAGACUCACGGAAAUAUGACACUUUUUGCGGGAAACUAGCCUUUCUAUUUAUAAAUCUACUCGGGAAAGGGUUGACUCAAGAAAUUAAUGGAGAUGGAGGCUCCGUUUGAUGGGCUCCUGCUAAAGGGCAUUUACACUGUCGUUGAUUGGUUAUACGUCCACAUGUGAAAGCAGCUGAACGCCAUUCUGAUUUGCUGUAUAAGCUUUUCUCACAUGUGAAAAUAAAGCAUAUAGAUUUCUACAAAUAAGCUUUACGAAAUAAAAUUCUUGUGAUACGUGUAAUAAAUAAGCUUAAUAAUUAUUUGUAAGCUUAGUUAGGAAGACCUUAGAUAACAAUGACCUCAACCAGGUUUACGUCCAACAAUUUUAGUGAAAACAAGGGAUUGGUUGGGGUGCUCAGUCUCAUGGGCUCAUAAAACCUGGUCAUGGUCAUUCUUAUUUAAGGAUUUUCACUUAAUUAAUUAAGCUUACUUGAUUGAUACAAUCCGGCCACCCAAAAGGUGGAUAACACUAAAAACCAAAGAAAUCUCUAUCUGCUGGAUAGUUUAGUUGGUUUCCCUAAUACUUAUCUACUGGAUAGUGAUUUACCCGGUGGAUAGCACUUUCCAGGGUUUUAGGGGUAUCCAGUAGCUUUUGAAUGACUGCCAACUGUGCCCAGCAGUGAGUGGGUUGGUGGGUUGGUAGGUGUGGCUCUUUAGAUGCAAAAAAGGGACAGUACUUAGGGGUCAGACUUCCGAUGACAGUUAUUUCUCUUUUAGUUGAUGUCCUAUUGAUUGUUAGUUUUAUGUGAAAUUCACACAGAUGCAAGAAAUCUUUAAAUAUAGCACACAUUUGAAUAUUUUGUAAUGUAGUUGUUACAUAUUAAAGUUUUAAUUAACUUAACAAGUUAAAGAGUAUUUAUCAGAAUGAUUUUAAUUUGUUGAUUUUGUUUCAGGUUAAGACAGUGGUUGGAGGUCUUGCUGGUGCAGAUCCUGUCACAUGCAGUCGAUAUGUUGUGGUCAAACCAGAUAUGAGUUUAGAGGAUGCCAUUAAGCAGGUAGGAGGUAACAUGUAAGAAAAAGAGUCCCUUAGAAGUUGCCUGGAAUCGUCUAAAAAAAACAGAAUACUUUCAGUCCAACUGGAAAGGUUUUGGGGAAACAAAUCCGCAUUUGAAGCUGGACCAGUUGUCUGUUUUGGACCUGUCUUAAUUAACCCAUUUGCCCCUGAAUCACCCAUAGCUGCCCCUGCAGAUUCCACAUCCCUUCUACUGCCUGUGACAUCCUCAGUUUUAAUGGCCAAGGACAACUUUGUCCACUAACUUGUGCAGGGUGAAGAGAUCUUUCAACCCAUACCAGAAUGAGCAUGAUUCAGUCAAGGAGACUGGAGAAAAAGGAAAAAAAACCAUGUAACAUUGACCCAAAAACUUCCAUGAAAAUCCUGUUUCACUACCCACCUACCUUUCCUUUCAUCUAAUUCCAAAAUCCUAAAAGCUUUCCCAAAAACUAUUCCCAGCAAAGUAAAGCUUAAUGAAUUCCCAGCAAAAGAAAAAAAGAAAUGGGGCAAGAAAAGUGAAUUUAUGAAGAGGAGAGGAAAAAAAAAUGGAAAGAAAAAAGUCAAGACUGCUGUGCCACUUUUCAACCCAAAAACUAUCUUGAAAUUUUGCUUUUUGCGUAUGCUCAAAGUUCGCAAGCUAACAUUUUGCAUCUGGAUCAGAAGGCUGGGAAGUGUAUGACCUGUAAACAGCUUUGUGGUAAGUUUUACGUAGCUCUUUUAUAAUAUAGUCAGACAAUGACUUAAGAAAACUGCUCAACCAGCUUCCAAACGUCUUUUUUGGCAAAAUUCCCGGGAGCAAAUGGGUUAACACAUUAUAGGUGCCAUUCUAUAACUAUUUUUUUAAUUUUUGACCAUUCGCUUUAUCAAGACCAAAACUUUUGGAAAUUCAAAUUGAAAUUGAAAAUCAGUUUUCUUUGACAUGUGUACACCCCUCAUAAGAAACAUGGAGCACAAGAUGAGCAAUGCUUGAAAGGGAGAACACAGCAAGGGGAGAAGAAUGCUUGUUUGAUAGAAUAAAGUUUUACUUUUAUUUUUAGGGUCCAUAUGAUGCUGUUAUUUUGCCUGGUGGAUUAGGAGGAUCUAACAACCUUGCUAAGGUAUUUAUAGUUUCUAAUUUUAAAUGAAAAUUUUGAGAGCUGAUGAGAGUUAAAGGCUUACUUUAAUUCUGGUUGAUUAAUUUUAGUCUGCCAAAGUUAAAGAGAUUCUCCAGGAACAAGAGCAAAGUGGAAGAAUAAUUGGAGCAAUUUGUGCUGGUAAAGAGAAUUUACUGUGAUAAAAGGCCUAGGUGUAAACUCUGGAAAAGUGGCCCUUUUUUGUUCUUCUUCUUUUUAAUGUACUUGAAACAUCUAGAGAAUGAUCUGUCAAAAAUUUAUUAGUAACAUUCUGGAAAUUGUAAUCAAGUCGAGAAUUUGCCUGGGUUUUUUGCUCUCUGAAUUAAAGAUAACUUGAAUCUGAUAUGAGCCAGAUAGCAGCAAUUUAUUAUAAAAAUAUUAUUGUGCAAGUGAUCAGAAAAUAUUUUUAAAGGCCCCUUGGGAUCCCUUUAAUACUUUGCUGUCAGGCUCAGCUUAACAGUUUUAGAUGUAUCCUUAAAUUUUUUGAGGCACCCUUAGUCUAACUGUAUUAUGGAGUUAGAAGUCUACAACCUCUCUGAGUUUAGGAAUGAUAAGAUUGCAGCUGGAACUAUUCAGAACUGGAACAAUCUUACGAGGUAGAGCGAUUUUCGUAUGACCUUGAAAAAUGAUUUUGGUAAGUGCUUGUUAUUUGCCUUAUCCGACAAAGAAAACCCUACUGUGGAGAAGGCAUUGUUCGAUUGGACAAUCGUGUUGCAAUACAGGUAAGACGUCAAAGUGAAGUAUCAAUUGAUUUAAAGAAAGUUCUUCGGGCAUGAAGUUUUUUCCCCCGUGUGUUUGCUAACCAACCAAAAGCCAGGCACAUUUGUUCAAGUGUUUUCAUUUCAAUUUCAAACGAAAAUCGCUCUUACCCUAUAACACUGUUGCAGGUGGCUAGUGGACAUGGCCACCUCUAAAUAUUGAAGCCUAAUUAAUAAUCCAUAAAUGCAAAAGGUAUUUUGAUCAGCACUACUAUAGCUAAAGCUUGUUGCCUUAGCUGAGUGCUUUUUCUAUUCCGGUUAUCAGUGUUCUCCUUAUCAGGUGGUAACUGGUAAAAUUUACCCCUUGAAGCAACACUUCUUACAGCCUGCAACUGCUUUAAGUGUUACUAAACAUUAAAUAAGUUGUUUAAAAAAACAUGCAAGUUGUGAUCCAAGCCAAUCCUCACAAGAAAAGGAAGUAAAAGCAGAAAAACAAAAAGUAUACACAGCUAUUCUCUCUGAUUACCAGUAUUUAAAUGCUAACUGGUUCCUUUAGAAGCACUGCAGGCUAACAAUUUUUUCAUGGGUUUCUGUCCCAAUUCUAGAAUUUCUUGACCAGCAGGAAAAGUUCACGUCUCCCACGACUUGUGUUACUAAAUUUACCCUAGCGGUAAAUGCAGGCUUCAUUCGUAAAAUUCUUUGUUUUGAGGUGUUAAAAGCACUUUUCAGUCAAUUGGUUGACAGGAUGCUCAAGAAUAAAAGCCUUAGUGAAUGAAAAGUCUCUCCCCCUCUGCCAUAUUUUUGGUCUUACUGGUCAAGAAUGUUUUUUUACUUGCUUAGCUAAAAUUUAGGGAGAACACUGGGUUAUGAGCCCGUCCUUUUAUAAGCCCUCCUAAGAUGUAAAAGCCCAGCUGGCUUAUAAGUGCAGUUUAUGUUACAUGUAUGUCUUAAGUCGACAUAAGACCAGUGCUAUCAACUCUCCCGGAUAAUCUGGGAGACCCCCGAUUUUGAACCGUUUCUCCUGGUCUCCAGAUUAGAGUCUGAAAUCUCCCAGAUAAUUUCCAAAGUUUGCUGUUUCUUGUAGAUUUGACUUUCUGUCAAUGAAAUUUAAAAUAUUUUGCAUUAAUAUUGUUUGAGCUAUUUAACUUUUAACAUUAAACGUUUCCUCAGAAACCUUAGUAUGCCAUUUUCAAUAAUGUGAUUGGUGGGAGGUAAACCAAUCAGGUACUUAAUGUUACAAUUCCAACAACAUCUAUUUUGCUUGUUUUUUUUGCACAAAUGACAUCAUAUUUCAUGCAUUGUGACAUCAUCUAUUAUCCCUUCCCUGUCAUUUCUCAAUAAUGUCGGGGGUUGACAGCCCUGUAAGACUGAGUCUACUAUUUUGCUUUUCAUAUCUAACAGUACAGAAUAUAACACAGUAACUUUUGUUUUCAUUGUUUUGUGGAACACCUAGUCUCCCUCGCAGCCGUUUUUUUGGAGCGUUGCGUGACAUCCAAAAAACGGCUAGGAGGGAGACUAUGGAACACCUCGAGGUCUGAAACUGAAGAAAAUGUAGGUCCUAGUUCAAGCCUUGUUGUCAUAUUUUUUCCUUAGACAAAAAACUUUGCUCCACUUUAUAUCUCAGGGGGAGGGUGCAGGGGGUGUGCAACCCCCGCCCCCCUGAGAUGACCUGCAGUUUUCUAAUACAACUGGUAUUCUGCAAAAAAAAAACUAUGUGGUUUAUUGGUGUUGAAGUAGAGCAAGAGACGAGUGCACCCCCUCCUAAAAAGUGUAUAACUAGGUACCAGCGACUUGGUGUGAUGGACUAACAUCCUAUUCAGAGGGGGGAGGGUGGUAGAAAUAUUCCCAGCUGCUAAUUAGUUUUGCCAUGGAAAAUGGAAUAAGCUCUGGGCUGAUGAGCAAUUUGGUUUGUAAGCAGACUUUAACCUAAACCUUUGUUUCAUACUGCAGCCCCAACUGCUCUUCAUACUCAUGGAAUUGCUAAAGGAAAGACUGUCACAUCACAUCCUUCUGUCAAAGAUAAACUGGAUGGUAUGUUUUCACAUGACUGCAUACAUUUUUCAUUCUAAAUUGGAAAAUAAACAAAUAUUUGUGUAGCCUGCAUAUUUUUGUAAAAAGUUAAAACUAUACCGUGAGCUGCUUAUACCAUUUUAAGGAAGUUAAUUUUAGCAAUUGGGUUGAAUUUUUUUUGCCAAGUCUUCACUGAAAUUAUUGCUUGACUCACCAGGCAGCACUGUGUGUCCUGUAACCAUAAAAUUGCCCCUAAAGUGUUUUAUUUAGUUGACCUAUUAUUAUUUACUUUGUAUGAGACUCAUGUUCGGUUGGCUUAAUUCUAUUUUUAAUUAUUAAAAAUAGAAGUUAAACCAACCAAGCAUUUUUUAUUAUUAAAAAUGGAAGCUAAACCAACCAAACAUGAGUUUCAUACAUAAGGUCAACUAAAGUUUAAAUCCUACAAUAUUAGAAAUCUCUGUGUGAUGUCUAACAGUUCUUUUUCCUAUCCUUAAAGAAAUUGAUGAUGUUCUCAAUUAUCUGGAAACUUGAGGAUAGAAUAAACAUUAUCAUACUAAACUCUGUAUAUUUUAAAUGUAUAUGGUAACUUUUCUGUGUUCCUCAUGCAAAUGAAGAACUGCUGUUACAAGUUUGGUGGUGUAAAAUUUGAUCGUUUUUGUCUGUAAGGUUACACCUACUCUGACGACCGAGUUGUUCGAGAUGGAAACCUGGUAACUAGCAGAGGACCUGGUACUGCUUUUGAGUUUGGUAUUGAACUUGUACGUGCUGUACGAGGUGAUGAUGGUGAAGCUGAGAAGCUCGCUGGCCCAAUGCUGAUUAAAUAA
Messenger RNA from Porites lobata, 8079 nucleotides. NCBI's taxonomy places the organism in Eukaryota, Metazoa, Cnidaria, Anthozoa, Scleractinia, Poritidae. The record is from the annotation of a GenBank genome assembly.